Messenger RNA from Lucilia sericata (common green bottle fly), 1478 nucleotides. Its product is annotated as CD151 antigen. NCBI's taxonomy places the organism in Eukaryota, Metazoa, Arthropoda, Insecta, Diptera, Calliphoridae. The transcript is spliced from 7 exons. The record is from RefSeq and is a predicted model, not a curated record. Bases 376 to 1086 code for a protein of 236 amino acids. Gene Ontology annotation, cellular component: membrane.
AACAGUUGCAACUGUUCCCACUACUAGUUGGAUAUUAAAGCUUAAAGUGAACGAACGGUUUUUUCGAAACGUAACGGAUAAACGAUUUUUAUAUAGAAAAAGAGAAAAAAAAAAAAAUUAAAAAAAAAUUGUUUGUUUAUAAUCAAAAAUAAAGUGUUCACGUUCCUCUCUCUCUCCCUCUCCUACUAUUGCUGUUCGACAUACUCCCCUGUUUUAUUGCCUUAAUACAGUGCGGGGGGUUCUGUGAUUGAAGUGUGUGUGUGUCUGAAGUAUUUCUAUCUAACUUUCGUGUGUGUGAUUGUUUUAUUAAAAGCCGCCAAAAUUGGUCGUCUUACGAAAACUUCAUUUGUUUUAAGUGACCUCAGGGACGACGACAUGGGUUUCGGUUCACGCAUGGACUGCUGCGGGCAGUUUGUCAAAUACAGUUUAUUCGUUUCGAAUUUUAUUAUAUUUGUGGGCGGUGCUACUGUUUUUUGCUUAAGUUUAUGGACCUUGGUCGAUCGUAGUUUUAUGAAUGAGUUAUUGGGCACAAAUCUAUUUUCGGGAGCCGUCUAUGUUCUACUCGUUACCUCGGUGGCCAUAUGUUUGUUAUCGUUUUUGGGUUGUGUGGGAGCGGGCAAAGAGGUUAAGUGUCUACUGUUAACGUACUUUAUCAUUGUGGCCCUGGUGUUUGUGACCAUGUUAAUCGGCGGUAUUUUGGGCUAUGUAUUUCGUGAAAGGGUCCAGCAGACCAUGCGACAGGAAAUGCGCUCCUCCAUGGCUCUAUAUGGCAGCCGUCGUGACAUUACCCAGGCCUGGGAUCAAACUCAAGAACGUCUUCAGUGCUGUGGUGUUGACACCUGGCAUGACUGGAAUCGUUUUGGUCCCAUACCCGAGUCAUGCUGUCAGGAAAUCUUUGGGGGUCAACGUAAAGAGUGUACUAUAUUCCCUACUAUAACGAAUCUAUACAGCCAGGGAUGUUUGUAUGUUACCUCGAAUUUUAUUAGAGAUCAUGCGGCCAUUAUAGGAGGUACCUCAAUAGCGGUGGCUAUAAUAAUGAUCUUUGGCAUGGUCUUCUCUUGUCUUCUAUUUAACAUGAUUGAAUAGUCAAGAUUUAAGUAUUUUUUGGUAUUGCGCUCUCUAUGUUAAAUUUUUGAAAAAAUAUUUCAUAAUUUGUAAAAAAUUUAGUUUACUUUUGUUAAAAAAUCGGAUGAAAUCUUUUAUCUGUUCAAAAUACCUUAUAAAAUGUAAGAUAGGUAAUUCUAUGCUUGUCUAUAGUUCAGAUUAUAGUCUUGUUAAUAGUCCAGAAUAUAGACUUGUCUACAGUCCAGAUUAUAGAUUUGUCCAUAGUCCCGAUUAUAGACUUGUCUAUAGUCCAGUUUAUGGAUUUGUCUCUUCUCCAGAUUAUGGACUUGUCUAUAGUCCAGACUAUAGACUAGACUAUAGACUAGACUAUAGACUAGACUAUAGACUAGACUAUAGACUAGACUAUAGACUAG